UUCAGUUCUAUUUAUAAUUUCUAAGAAUAAGAAAGUUUUUUGGUUUAGUUCUAUUUAUAAUUUCUUAUCGGAGUAGUUUUUAGGGAAAAUUCAAUAAAAAGCCUUUGAUUUUACUGAAAUCUUUCCUUAGUAGCUUUGACCAACCGGGACCUAUCAACAAUCUUCGAUUUUUGCUUGAACAAGGCAGCACAGAAGCCGCCUAUAGCUUUACCAAGUCUAUUGUUCUAUCAAAAUCGUUAUUCUCUACACCCUCUGAUCUCCUUUCUUGUUUCUCUUCAUUCUUUCCUUCAUUACGAUUCAAACUGUCAAACAUGUUAUUUUCUGUUUGUUGCGACUCAAAAAUGCUCGACCAAGCUACAGAAUUAUACGAUCUCAUGAAGCGAGAUGGUAAGCUUCCUCCUCUUGCUUAUUUGAAUGUGUUGCUUAAUUCUUUGGUGGUCUCGAAGCAAUUUGAUAAGGUUCUUGUUUUGUUUACGGAGCUUUUGGAGUCGGGCUUUAGGCCUGAUACAGCUAUGUACGGUAAGGCUGUGCAGGCGGCUAUGAUGGGGGAUGUAAAGAGGGGCAUGGAGUUGCUUGAUUCCAUGACAAAGAGAGGGAACUAUGGUCAAUUUUUUGACACUGUACGAGUUGGAAUCCGAGGUCCUGUUAAGAUGAUUGCAAGGAGCAAAAAUGGGGAACCAGAUGUGCUUAACAAUAUUUCAUCAUACAGAUGGGUUUACAAGACUGGAUUAAUCGGCGUAGAUCAAGGACUUCACCAAUUUCAACCUCGCUAUCUACACAGUUGGAAUCCCGAUAAGCUUCAAACUAAUCGGCCUUUCAUCUGGUACAAGACAAGCUUCAAGGCUCCAUUGGGAUCAGACCCUGUAGUGGUGGACUUGCUUGGACUGGGGAAGGGAGUUGCAUGGAUUAAUGGACGUAGCAUUGGGAGGUAUUGGCCUAAGUAUUCAGCCUCAGAGGAAGGUUGUGAUAUAGUUUGUGAUUAUAGGGGAGCUUAUAAGCCAGAAAAAUGCAAUAUUGGCUGUGGGAAGCCUUCGCAGAGAUACUACCACGUCCCUAGAGACUGGCUAAAAGGAGAAGAUAAUCAGCUGGUUUUGUUUGAAGAACUAGGAGGCAACCCAUCUCUUGUUUCUUUCCAAACUGUCACUGUCGGUACAGUUUGUGCAAAUGCUUAGGAAGGGCACACGUUGGAGUUAGCUUGCCAUGCAGGAAGCAAAUUUUCUGAUAUCAAAUUUGCUAGCUUUGGAUUGCCUGAAGGUGGCUGUGGUCAUUUCAGAAAUGGCGUAUGCCAUUCUGAGAAAACUUUGUCAGUUGUGGAACAGGCUUGUCUUGGCAAUGAAAGAUGUGUUCUUCAAGUUAAUGAGGAUGCUUUUGGAUCUUUACGUUGCAAUGCUGAUACUUACAGGCUUGCUGUUGAAGCUGUUUGUUAGGAUCUGUGAUCUGUUCUCCAUUACAGUAGUGUCAGAAUUCAUGAAUGUAUGGACUCUCUUAGAUUUGUUAGGUUAGAUUUAGAUUUGGUCAGUUCAUGAACUCUGUUAUGUUAGGAUUCUUUUUGGGUAGGAAUAGAUUUGCAAUUCGACUUGGGAGAUAAUAUCAGUUAUGAAAUCUGUCCAGCAGUAUUAUCUUCUUUCUUCUGUUGCUAUGGCUGUGCUGGCAAUUCUGUUGAUUCUAUCUAUUAAUGGAGUUGAAUCUUUACUAUU
Manihot esculenta (cassava) is the source of this 1697-nucleotide messenger RNA. Its product is annotated as beta-galactosidase 7-like. The transcript has 4 exons. Gene Ontology annotation, cellular component: vacuole; cell wall. Bases 312 to 1172 code for a protein of 286 amino acids. The record is from RefSeq and is a predicted model, not a curated record. NCBI's taxonomy places the organism in Eukaryota, Viridiplantae, Streptophyta, Magnoliopsida, Malpighiales, Euphorbiaceae. Gene Ontology annotation, biological process: carbohydrate metabolic process. Gene Ontology annotation, molecular function: beta-galactosidase activity; protein binding.